Staurois parvus is the source of this 2282-nucleotide messenger RNA. The record is from the annotation of a GenBank genome assembly. Lineage: Eukaryota; Metazoa; Chordata; Amphibia; Anura; Ranidae.
AUGGCGGACACCGGCAGUAUGGAGGAAGAGGAUAUGGGAAGGAAACGGAAAGCUCACGGAAUGUUGAAGCUGUAUUAUGGUAUGACGGAGGAAGGAAAGAGCGGUGAGAGGCUGCUGGAUCCCACCGACAUUGAUGGCGUUCACUUCAACCCAGACAUGUAUCUGACUAAGUUGAGAAAAGAGAGCUCUCUAGCAGAGUUGAUGGAUGUUGAAGCUGACAUGGUUCGUCAGAUACGCGCUUUGGACAGUGAUAUGCAGACCUUGGUCUAUGAGAACUACAAUAAGUUCAUAUCCGCUACAGAUACCAUUCGUAAAAUGAAAAAUGAUUUUAAAAAGAUGGAGGAUGAGAUGGAUGGACUGGCAGCUAACAUGGCAGUAAUCACUGAAUUUAGUGCCCGCAUCAGCAGUACCUUGCAGGAGAGACACCAACAUAUUACCAAGCUUAGUGGUGUGCACACCCUCCUGCGCAAACUGCAGUUCCUGUUUGAACUCCCUGCUCGACUGAAGAAGUGCAUUGAAAUGGGUGCUUUUUCCCAGGCUGUGUCAUAUCAUACCAAAGCCAAAAGUGUACUCCAGCAGUAUCAGCACAUGCCUUCCUUCCAUGGCAUCCAAACAGAUUGCCAGGCAAUCGUGGCAGGCUUGGCAGACACACUACGCCAAAGAUUCAGGGAUCCUUCUUCUUCCCCCCAGGACCUAUCUGAAUGUAUUGAAUUGCUUUUGAGUCUGGAGGAGCCAGCUCACCUGCUUUGUGAUGAGUUUCUAGCUCAUGGACGUGGACGUUUGGCUUCUCACCUCUCUGAUCUGGAGGGGGCCAGCGACAUUCUGAAUUUGUUGACCGGGGCUGUGGUGGAUUUAUUAGUGACGCCUGUCUUCUAGCAGCUUCUUACCAGAGUCUGUUCUGUAAAGAUCCAGGGAGCACAGCACAGAUGGCUGAGCGGAAGCUUACCACAUUCCUAGAUGAGCUCAGUGAAGGCUACUUUGAAAUAGUUGAGAAGCGGUUGCGAGAGGAAAAGAGUCCAGGAGACAACUCGCUCUUAGUCCGGGCACUGGACAGAUUCCAUAGACGGCUCCAGGCACCUUCCAAGCUGGUACCGGGGUGCAGUUUUAAUCGGAGAGGAACGGAGAUUGUGGUUAGAGCAGCACAGGAGCGGCUGGCUCAGUACCUACAGGCUUUAAAAGACUUUUUCCAGGGAUGUAUAACUGACGUUCGACAAGCACUUGCAGCUCCAAGAGUUCCUGGGAAAGAAGCUCCAGCAUUGGGUGAACUACUAGCCAUGCUUUCUGGGUCUGUUUUAAACCAGAUUAAAUCUGUUUUGGCCUCAGUGCACCUAUUCACAGCUAAAGAUGUGGCUUUCUCAGACAAACCAUACUUUAAGGGUGAAUUCUGUAGUCAAGGUGUCCGGGAAGGACUGAUUGUAGCUUUCAUCAAGUCUGUGUGCCAGACAGCGCGACAGUUCUGUGACUCCCCAGGUGAAAAGAGUGCCAAUACACCACCACUGCUCUUGUUACUUCUCUCUCGCCUCUGCUUGGACUAUGAGACCUCAACCAUCAGCUACAUACUGACCUUGACAGAUGAACAGUUUCUGGGCCUGGACCACUCUCCAGUCACUCCCGUCAGCACGCUAUGCUCAUUGGCUCGCUCCACCGCUCAGACUCUGCUCAAUCAGUAUGUGAAGUCUCAGGGUCUAGUUGUUUCUCAGAUGUUGCGCAAGAGUGUUGAGACUCGGGACUGGGUGAUGACCAUAGAACCACGGAAUGUCCGGGCAGUUAUGAAGAGAGUAGUGGAAGAUAUUACUAGUGUUGAUGUACAGGUGGGUCUACUGUAUGAGGAAGGAGUGCGGAAAGCACAUAGUAGUGAUUCCAGUAAACGCACCUUCUCUGUGUAUAGCAGCUCACGUCUGCAGGGGAGAUAUGCACAGAGCUACACCCCCAGUGCACCCCUGGACACCAGCCUUCUAAGUAACAUCCAGAAGUUAUUCUCAGAGAGAAUAGACAUAUUUAGCACUGUGCAGUUUAACAAGGUUUCCAUCCUUACUGGUAUUAUAAAAAUCAGCCUGAAGACGUUCCUGGAGUGUGUCCGCUUACGCACAUUUGGCCGCUUUGGUCUGCAGCAAAUACAAGUUGAUUGUCACUACCUGCAGUUGUAUCUGUGGCGAUUUGUCAGUGAUGAAAAUCUAGUCCAUUGCCUCUUAGAUGAGGUGGUGUGCAGUGCAGCUCAUCGGUGUUUGGAUCCUGCGCCCAUGGAGCAGAGUGUAAUAGACGUCAUCUGUGAGCGAGGCUAA